This is a messenger RNA of Nematocida homosporus, 507 nucleotides long. RefSeq names its product RNA-binding protein PNO1. The transcript has a single exon. Bases 1 to 507 code for a protein of 168 amino acids. NCBI's taxonomy places the organism in Eukaryota, Fungi, Microsporidia. The record is from RefSeq and is a predicted model, not a curated record. Gene Ontology annotation, cellular component: nucleolus. Gene Ontology annotation, molecular function: RNA binding.
AUGAAGGCCAUUAAGGGGGCCUGGAUGAAGAUAUAUACGCCUAUCGUGGUUCAGUGCAAGUUAGAGAUAAGAAUGAACUUAUCUAAUCGGUCAAUUGAUAUAAGAACAUGCAGCAAAACCACAACGGCAGUGGCUAUCCAAAGAGCCGAAGAGUUUAUUAAGGCAGUGGUUUUAGGUUUUUCAGUUGAAGAUGCCUUAUCUAUUCUUCGAAUGGACACUAUCUAUGUUGAUGGUUUUGAUAUUGAAGAAGUACGUAUCUUAAGAAACGAUCACGUGGGACGAGCCAUAGGACGUAUAGCCGGUAAGAAAGGGAAGGUAAAGACCAAUCUAGAGAAUAUCUCGCAAACUAGAAUUGUACUAGAGGACAAGCAUAUAAGAAUCUUAGGCACGGCUGAGAAUAUUGCUUUAGCCAAAACUGCGAUUAGUAAGUUGAUCAUGGGCUCGCAACCGGCUAAGGUAUGCACGGAUUUGCGAACUAUUUCCAAGAAGGUCCAGGAACGACUGUGA